This is a messenger RNA of Morone saxatilis (striped sea-bass), 4190 nucleotides long. Its product is annotated as NACHT, LRR and PYD domains-containing protein 1b allele 2-like. Bases 1141 to 2295 code for a protein of 384 amino acids. The record is from RefSeq and is a predicted model, not a curated record. Lineage: Eukaryota; Metazoa; Chordata; Actinopteri; Moronidae. Gene Ontology annotation, biological process: regulation of apoptotic process. The transcript has 8 exons.
UAAGCACCAUUGCACCAAGACAAAUUCCUCAACUAGCAAUAAAUCUCAUUCUGAUUCUGAUUCUGAUUCUGAACCUGGGGAUCCGGACCCACACUGGGGGCUGCCAAAUUUUCAUGGGGGGGCCACAAGCCCUUCUUGAUUUAAGGGGGUGCUAUACAUCUAUAAAAAAAGUUAAUAAAAAACACAAUAAGCUUAUAUUCCAACAUUUAGGUCACUUCUGUAAAGAAAAUGUAAAGUAAAAGACAUUAAGUAGAUUGUCUAAUAGACCAGUGGUUCCCAUCCUUUUUCCAUAAGGGAGCCUGUUUCAAUAAUUGAGUAAACUGACAAUUUAAAUAACAAUUUAAGUAUUUUUGAUAGUUAAAAAUGCUCAAAUAUGGAUAGUAUAAUUUCCCUAAUAAGUGAAUAAGUUCCCUAAUAAAUAUAUUAUAAUAAUACACAUAUAUAUAUAUACAUGACAUCACUAUGAGUUUGUGGAAACAGAGAUCAACAUGUCACCAUUUUCUGACAUUUUGUUGACCGAAGAACUCAUCGGUCGACUGAGAAAAUGUUCGACAGAUUAAUAGAUAAUGUAAAUAAUCAGUAAUAUUAAAAUACCAUAAUUACCAGAAUGCCCUAUUAACUUACAGUAAAUUGUGUAGGACUAAGAUAACAACUGAACUUUAUUACCAACAAACAGUGUGAAAACUGAGUGGACAAACACAUUUGCAUAGUACAGAAAUGCUGAUUUACUUUCCUCAGCCAUAAGAAAUGAAAUGUGAGUCUCAUGUUUAGAGAGAAAGACAAAAUUCUUCUACUGCCUUCUGAACAAGUCAGUGUGAACGUAUUAGUAUCUGAUGGCCCUUUGAAUCCCUGUGUGUUCCUCUGCCUCAGUGUGGACCAUGAUGAAGAGCACUGGGUAAACCCACAGCUUCUGCACAAGUAUGCCUGUGAUCUCACGCUUGACCCCGACACAGUGAAUGAACACCUCCUCCUGUCCGAGUGCAACAGGACGGUGAGCCACACUGAAGAGAAGCAGCCGUAUCCCGAUCACCCAGAGAGAGAGAGACUGGGGUUGUUCCUGGACUGUUCACUGAGCCUCUGCACCCGGCGUUCACUGUUUGCUUGGGAUCUCUCGCCCUGUCCGGCGCAGUGAAGCUAAGAAUGGAUCCUGCUCAGUCAAGCUUCACGCCUGAGGUGAUACAAGAGAGGAUAGGCAUUUCAUACAAGUUCACGUUCCCCAGCUCGGGUAUGUUCAAGUGUUCUCUGACUGAGCUGGUGUUUAAUGUGACUCACGAGGGGGAGGUCAAGUACAAGGCUUUGAUCUGGGAUACAAUGAUGCUCAAAGGUACCAAGGUACCUGGAGGACUGCUGUUCGACAUCAAGUGUCCUCAGGAGUCCAUCUGUCAGCUGCACCUCCCACACUGUGAACCUGAACCUGCACUGGUCUCCGAAAGCCUCUCUGUCGUCCACAUCACUGAUGACGGCAUGACCAUCAUAAAGCCGCAGGUGAUUACCGAAACCCACGUGGUCGUAGACACCCCUACCCUCUCUGCCUUUGGCAUCGUAUGGGAUCUCAUCAAGAGAUUUAAGAAUUUUAUGACGAAACCACUGAGAGCCCAAGUGCUGCUGUUCAUGCGACCGCCAUACCGAAGUGGGAAGCUCAUCCUCAGUGUGAUUCUGCUACCGCUCAACGUACCUCUGCAGGAGGUAAAAGUGCAACAUGAGGAUUGUGAGUACGCCCAGGUCCCGUCCCACUGUCUCCUCCACAUGGGCAAAUAUUACAGCCUCAAAAGUAACCGAGAGGAACAUAAAAUCCAGCCUGCACGUGCAGAUUUUUUUGAUAAUUACGGACCAAAUUACCACGCAACCUUUGAGAUCAACCUGACGGUGACCACUCCGGAGGUGACUAUGAUGGUGCAAGAUCCAGACAAGAUGAACGUCUGGGAGCAUGAGGUUCAUCUGCGCUGUUUAUCUACAUAUCUGGCUCCAUUGGGAAAACUGCCAAUGAUAAGCAGUGACGUCUCAGCAGAAGAGAAGCUAAGAAUCGCCCGGUCACCCUUCAUCGACAGAGUGUCUUAUCCUGUUCUGAACGUAAUGCUGGAUCAACUUCUGAGCCACAGGGUCAUAAAUGAUGCUGAGUUCGAGGCAACCAUAGUAAAAAACAGAGCAGACAAAGCUCGAGACCUCAUCGACAUGGUGCGAAAGAAAGGCGCAGAAGCAAGUUUGAUCAUGAUCACAGUCUUCUCUAGCAACGAUCCGUUCCUUUGCAACGAGAUCGGCUUAAAGGCAAGGGAAAUCUGUGAUGAUGAGUAUUGAUCAUACGCUGCUGUGGUAAUCCUCAUCCUUUAAAACACACAAAGCAACCAAAAUUAGGUUGAGUAGCUUAAGUUAAAGAAGCUAAGAAUGCAGCAACCUGGUCAGAAAAAGGGAAAUUGAAACAUUGCGUGCGCCUUUAUGUUUUAUGUGUUAAAUAAAGUAGUAUCCUCUUUUGGCCUCAGAGGAGCAAUUUUGAAUCAAACGUUGAGGAAGUGAACUGCACUGGAUACAGUGACCGUUUACAUGCACAAAGUAUUUAGUUUUUUGCCCUUGUUCCAAACAAGACAAUAUUCUUACUAAGGUGUUCACAUUCCACUAAUAUUAAUAUAUUAACCUAACUCUGUCCUCUUUUUCAAACUGCAGUCAUGUUGCUCUCAUGGUAAAAGUGGAACAACAGCUUGAGCCAUUUUGCCUCCUUGCAUCAAAAGAGGAUUUUUCCGGGGCACACACUAGUCCUUACCGCAGUGGCCUGAGUUCGAUUCCAACCUGUGGCCGUUAGCUGCAAGUGGCCCACCUCUUUCUCUCGGCCCUUUUCUGUCAAUUUUCACCUGUCCUGUCAAAUAAAGGCAUACAAAGCACAAAGACCUGUGACCUGUUCGACCAUGUGAACAGAGCUUCCCUCUUUCAUUAGUUCGACCACUUUCUUGAAAAGUUCAGCGUUGCAACAUUUACAUAUAUCCAAAAACCUGUUGAUAUACAGGUCACUCAGUGUUUAAAAGUAGGUUUUUCUCCGAUCAGAAAGGUGGCCCUUUUUUUUUUUUGUGCAUGCAUCUCUACUCCAGCCUUCCAAACUGUUGGCUAGUUGUGUGUUUACAACACAGAGCUGGGUUCUCAGGAGGUAGAGCGGGUUGUCCACUAUUCGGAAGGUUGGCGGUUCCAUCCCCGGCUCCUCCUGUUGCAUGUCAAAGUGUCCUUGAGCAAGAUACUAAACCCCAAAUUGCUCCUGUGAAUGUGCAUCAUUGUAUGACGCACGUAUGGCGCAAACUGUGGUAGAACCCCCAAAUGAGAGACACAUUCCCAAUGUGCUGCAUACGUGUCCAAAGAAUGCUCCUAAAACCUGAAUAGGAAUAUCCCACACGUCUUAAUCUGAAAAUGUGCCAUUCGGAAUAAGGCCUAAUUAGGAAUAUCCAAACGGGCUAUUCUGUUUAUGUGACCCUCAUCAGAUGUGGAAUAUUGUCAUAUUUGGAAUAGUAGUGUAUCUUUAAGCUUCAUUUUUAUCUUAAAAUCACAAUUCUUCUGUAGAUUGUAAUUGUAGUGUGUGUGUGUGUGUGGGGGGGGGGUCAGAUGCUCUUUGUGGCUGUAGAACAGGACUUUUAAUCAGUUUACGGUAUGAAUAGAUGUUGGGUGCCUUCCCAUUGUACUAAUUAUGCUUCCUCCUGUCCUCCAUAGACGUUUUUCAUUAGUAUAAACACCCCACUGAUGGUGUGGGUCACUACUGCCUGCAGUACAGUGUAUAGUGUUAAUCAUUCUCUUCCUAUUUUCCAUUCCAAGUGUCUUUUAAAACAUUCAUUUGAUUGUAUUGAUCUCUCAUGUCCAAUGUUUUGUUUUUGUUUUAAACUUAUUUAAAUUGUUUAUUAGUAUGAUGUCCAUCUAUAAUACAUGCAGGGCCAUAACUGUGAUUUUACAAGUACUUCAGUGCAACCCCACCUGCCCAAAGAAAGUUUUACUAAUCAAUUAAAGUCUGUCAAUUUAGCUGCUUCCACUUUGUCAAUAUUAUUUGGACUGUUAAAAUACAUUUUCUGCACAUUUUAUAUCACUAUGCAAUUUUCUAGAAGCUUUUUGUUAUUUUCUUGAGUUAUGAGAGUCUGGCUUGAAAAGCACUUAACUCCUUUUAGGAGAAGUUGUUUCACCUGACCCUUGGUGUUGUGUAAACUCUGAUAUAUUCAGUACACUUU